AUGGAUUCCAUGGGGUCAAUGAUCCCAUUUCUCGACCAACCGGUCAUGUUGCACUCUUCUCGCGAUCCGGGAGAGUGCACACUGACCCCGGAGCAAUGUGCCUAUAAAUCACAAUAUUGGGUGAACUGGUACCAGGCGGACCAUCGCUAUGCUUUGCCGACGGUUGCGUUCUUCCUGACGGCCAUUGUGAUCUUUGCAAUUAGCCAUGUGGUCUCUGCGAUCGCUCCGCAGAGUGUGAAGAAGAGUGUCUUUUGGUCUCGUUCAGUAUCUUUCCUCCGAUUCUUGUCCUACAAGAGCUGGAGAAUUGCAGGGUGGAACACGCAAUCCCUGGGCAUGUUCUUGCUGGGGGGAGCAGGUCUGGUCUUCUUCUUGGCAAUGACACUCGGUCCCCUUCCGUAUUACUGGCCAAACACCAAAGAGGUCAGCUAUGGUGGAUCGCCCCCUAUUGCCACCCGAACAGGGUUCAUGGCUCUGGCAUGCAUGCCAUUCCUAAUUAUCCUCGGCGCCAAAGCAAACCCAAUCACAGCCCUGACAGGUAUCUCCCACGAGAAGCUCAACAUCUGGCACAACUGGGUCGCCUGGGCCAUGUUUGUCCUUGCUUUGAUCCACACAUUUCCCUUCAUCAUCGUUCAUGUUAAGGAGGGCGAUCUUGUCAUGACCUGGAACACCGGCGGUGUCUGGGUAACGGGAGUGGUGGCACUCAUUGCCCAAGCAUGGCUCACCUUCAUGUCCAUUCCGUGGAUUCGUAACCGCUACUACGAAUUCUUCAAAUCCACCCACUUCUUCAUGGCGAUGGUCUUUAUCAUAUUCUUCUUCCUCCACUGCGACUUCCGCAUGUCCUCUUGGGACUACUUCAUCGCCACAGCAGUCCUAUACACCCUCUCCUGGCUCUACUCCCAGUGCCGAACCUAUUUCGAACACGGCUUCAAGCACAAGGCCCGCCUGGCUGCGGAGACUGAAAAUACCUUAAGGAUCACCAUUGACACCACCAUGGAGUGGGGUCCGGGUCAGCAUGUCUUCCUGCGAUUCCUCACCUGUGGCGUGCACGCUUUCACCGCUCACCCAUUCACUAUCUGUUCUGUUCCCCAGAAGGGAAAGAAGAACCAGUUGGUUUUCUUCGUGAAACGCCGAGGUGGUGUGACCGGUCAUCUGAUGAGCCUUGCACUCAAGAACCCUGAUUCUCAGGUCCCGGUUCUACUGGAUGGCCCUUAUGGCGGUAUUCCCGAGGGCCGUCUGGUUGAUUUUGAGAAGAACCUCAUCAUUGGUGGAGGUGCUGGUGCUGGAUUGACCCUGUCCAUGGUCGAGGACUUCGUCCAACUCAACCAUCUCCGACCGAAGGAUGAGAUGAAGGUCAUCGUCGCGACUCGGGAUCCGGGUAUGCGCUUCUGGUAUAUUCAGACAUUGGAGGAAAUCGCCGCCCGGCAUUCCAAGCACGAUGUCAUCCCCAGACUCUCCAUCCAGAUCCACGAGACCUUCGCUGAGCAGGCCGGCCGGGACCCUGGUGCUGAAGAUCUCAAGUUGGAAGAUGGGUCGCGAGUUUCAAAGGUGCAUUCGAAGGAAUGUAGCCAGUUGACGACUGAGAUGUUCGGCGUGCAUUUCUUCAGCGGCCGCCCUGACUUGCCAGCUAUCAUGCACCAGAUGGCGAACCAGGAGGGAACUUCUCUGGGUGUUGUGGUGUGCGGACCUUCGUCGAUGCAUUAUGAUGUUUGCGAGACUGCUUCGGCGGAGCAGAGCAGGAUCAUGGCGAAGAAACCAGGCUCUGCGAGGGAGCUGUGGCUUCACACUGAGAACUUCUCAUACUAA
Messenger RNA from Penicillium argentinense, 1803 nucleotides. RefSeq lists its product as uncharacterized. Lineage: Eukaryota; Fungi; Ascomycota; Eurotiomycetes; Eurotiales; Aspergillaceae. The transcript has 5 exons. Gene Ontology annotation, biological process: copper ion import; iron ion transport; intracellular iron ion homeostasis. The record is from RefSeq and is a predicted model, not a curated record. Gene Ontology annotation, cellular component: plasma membrane. The coding region runs from base 1 to 1803 and encodes 600 amino acids. Gene Ontology annotation, molecular function: ferric-chelate reductase activity.